UUUGGUUUUGGAAAGGAAGGGUGUAUGUUUUAUGGUGCCAAAAUAAUUAAAAUUAUGGGGCUGGAGAGGCUUUAACGGUGUUUCUGUGUGUCUGCGCGCGGUGUAAUGGCUCCUCGGUGUCGCUGACGGCGCACUCUCCGUGUUAAUGACGUUAAAAAUGGCCGUUUUUAGCUCCGCGCCGUCGUGUAAACACAGCCUCCGUAUGUCGCGGUGAAGUAUGGACGGGUGGAGCCCAAUCAUCGCUGCAGCCUCGGACAAUGACCGCUCCAGCUCCGAGGGGGAGUACAUGGUGGAGCCGGGACCCGAGGAUGAGCCCCGGGAGGCGGGCAGAGAGCAGCGGGGCAGCCCGGAGAGGAUGGAGCCGGGGGGACCCGCCGCUGUCGGGUUCGGGAUCAGUGGGACCGGGGAGGGGAAGGUGGUGCUGGGUCGGGUCGGACAGAGAGACGAUAAGGAGCUCCGGUACCUGCACCUGCUGUGGGAGCCCGGACGACCGGAGCUGAGUGCCGGUGCAGUGCCGAGCAGGAUGGGGAAGGUGACGGGGAGCCGGGCCCGGAGGCACCACAGAGCCGUCCGGAGCCUCGGUCCUCUGGGGAAAGACAUUUAUGCUGUCAAAAGACUGAGGGAAGCAGCAAACAGCAAUGAUAUAGACACAGUUCGAAGGCUCCUGCAGGAUGAGAUUGACCCCUGUGCAGCAGAUGACAAGGGAAGGACGGCCCUCCAUUUUUCCUCCUGCAAUGGCAACGAGAGCAUUGUGCAGUUGUUGCUGAGCCACGGCGCUGACCCCAACCAGCGAGACAGUCUGGGGAAUACCCCCCUCCAUCUGGCGGCCUGUACCAACCAUGUGCCUGUAAUCACCACACUGCUGAGAGGAGGAGCCCGUGUGGACGCCCUCGACCGAGCAGGAAGGACCCCGCUGCAUCUCGCACGCUCCAAACUGAACAUCCUGCAGGAGGGAGAUUCCCGCAGCCUGGAAACCCUGAGAGGGGAAGUCACACAGAUCAUUCAGAUGCUGAGGGAAUACCUGAACUUAAUGGGCCAGAGUGAAGCUAAAGAGAGGCUGGAGCACAUUUCGACACAGCUGCAGCACACGCGCACCAAAGAGCAGGUGGAUGAAGUCACCGAUUUAUUGGCCAGUUUUACAUCGCUCAGUCUACAGAAGCAGAAUUUGGGGGAUAGGUAGAAGCUGAAGAACAUAGAGAGCUGAAGUCCUGCUUUCUUUUAAGAAAUCAGUUGCACCACUGAUCACGGCCAGACAAGUAAAUGCUGAAGGUUUUCUGUCCAUAUUCCAGACUAAAUAUUUAUCCUCAGAGCUGCUGAGAACAGAAACAUUUAAACUUUGUCAUUUUAACAGCGAUGACACAGUUAUUCUGAGAACCCUUAAUGCGUCAAAGGCCUCAGUUUGGACAUGGUUGUUUUGAUAUUCACAAAAUUUGGGAUGUAUAUUUCUGUCAUCAUUUCGGACAUAUUUCUAAUUGGUUGUCAUAAGCUCCGCCCACUCCAAAGUCUGCCAUUUUGAAUUUUGUGCAUUUUUCAUUAAUUUUAUGCUAACUUUUAGAAAGCCUCCUGAAGGGUUUGUUGGACUCAUUUCAGGUUUGGGUGGUUUAACUCUCUGACUAAUGUGACGAUAAUUUGUGAAGGAAUAGUUGUUAGCUUGAAUGAUGCGGUCAUGUGUGAACACGCCAUUUGAAGAACUUAACAGACGUAAGACAUUUUGAUAGUCUGAUACCCCUUCUCCACCAACAUGAAACUGUUUUUGUUCUUCCACACCUAAUUUCAAACUGUUCAGAGCCUUUUAACCAAAAAUAAAGUAGUUCAGAACCUAAAAAGUUGGUUUUCAGCUGAACAAAUAGCAGGUUUUCCUUGACCUGAAGUGUGAACUGUAAUGACAUCAGUUUGAUGGAAAAAGUUUUUUGAAUGAUUCAACUGAUCCAUCUCAAAUUUGGGCAGCUGAAUCUCGAGACCGUCAAGAUGCCAAAUUGCGAAGCACACAAACACAGCAACAUGACCGAUGCUGUGUUUGUGUGUUCUCUUGCACAUAAGUGAGCUCAGAAAGUGGUAUAAGAUUAGCAAAAGGUCAUUUCCAGCACCACUCACACGAAACCAGAGAUACCAUCUAACUUCAGUGUACAUCAUGUGACUUUCAUGUAAAUGCACGGCUAAGCUGACUGGCAUCGCUCCAGUAUCCCCGGACCUCUGCGAAAGUGUGAGGGCCCUUUUGUUGCUGCUUUCAACUUUGAUUUUGUCAGCAUUUACUGCACCGAUGAGGUUGUAACAGUGUGUAAUGCUGCUGUGCUUACAAUGCUAACAAAAAUCCUGUUGGUUAAAAAGAAAAGAUGCCGUUACUGCAGAUGUUGCAGAUAUCCAUUUAGUACUUGGACCGAAAGGAGUAUUGCAUGUAGGCUUUUCAGAAAAAACUAUAAAGGAAACCCCCGAGGGAAACAUACACUGAGAGCAAGAAGCUGGUGGAGCCGAAACAAACCCAGGAGUGCAGCAGGGCCUCAGCUUUCUAUUGUGUGUGUGUGUGUGUCCUGGUGUGUGUGUGUGUGUGUGUGUGUGUGUGUGUGUGUGUGUGUGUGUGUGUGUGUGUGUGCUGACGUGUUCUCGUCUUGCCUGCCGUUAUUAGCUCAGUUCUCUGGUAAUCAUGAGAUUUUCUCAUGAAAUGAUUCAACAGUCCUCACUGUUGUAUUGUCGGUUUUCUUAUCUACAGCAUCUUUGUAUCUCGUUGCCUUUUUCUCUUGUUUUGCAUGUUAUGUUUGUAUGUGAAACCGUACUG
Plectropomus leopardus (leopard coralgrouper) is the source of this 2773-nucleotide messenger RNA. It is a transcript of the gene ankrd54, whose product is annotated as ankyrin repeat domain 54. Gene Ontology annotation, molecular function: protein binding. NCBI's taxonomy places the organism in Eukaryota, Metazoa, Chordata, Actinopteri, Perciformes, Serranidae. The record is from RefSeq and is a predicted model, not a curated record.